AUGCCGCCAAAGAAGAAGAACACCAAGAAAGCCGCAGAUGACUGGGAGGAAGAGCUCGGAGAAACUCCAGCGGCUGCGACUGCGCCAGAGCCAACAGACGAGCCCGCUGAGGCAGAUGCUGAGGAUGAGUUUCCCGCGGGCGGUCUGAUGGCGAUGAUGCGAAAAAAACAGAAGAAGAAGAAGGGAAAGCAGACCGAGGAUUUUGUGGGAGGCGAGGACCCUACCGAAGAAGCACCACCAGACCUUGCUGAGAAGGCGCCUGUCGAGGCUGAUCUCGAUGAUGAGUUUGCCCUGCCUGAUAAGAAGGGGAAGGGAAAAGCUGCGCCGGCAAAAGCAGCGGCGGACGAGGAGGACGAUGAAAGAGGCGCGGAUGGCAAAGUUCUUACCAAGGCCCAGAAAGAAAAAUUGAAGAAAGAGCGUGAGAAGCAGCGGAAGAAGGAGAAUGCUGCGAAGAAGAAGACUGCUGGCCCAGCAGCGAAAGUGGCAGAACCAGUCAAGGAAGUAGUGGAAACGAAAGCCGAUCUUGCUCCUCCAGCUGCUGGUGCAAAGGGGAAGAAACUCUCACCUGCGCUGGCGAAACUCCAAAAACAACAGGAAGAGAUACGAAAACGACAAGAAGAACAAGCAAGGCGGGAAGCCGAAGAGAAGGCCCGAAUCGAGGAAGAGGAACGAAGGGAGGCAGAGGAAGAGAAGCGAAGAGAAGAGGCUAAGGCCCUGAAGAAACAAAAGGAGAAAGAGAAAAUUGAACAGCAGAAGAAAGAUGGUACAUACCUCACCAAAGCUCAGAGGGAGGAGAAGCUCAAGAAUGAAAUGAAAUUGAAACAGAUGGUGGCUGCUGGGCUCAAAGUCGGUAGUGAAGGCAGUGCAGAGAAGAAGAAACCUGUAUAUGACAAUAAGAAGAAGAAAGGCGGCAAAAAGAACCCAGAGGAGAUCAAGGCGGAUGAAGAGAAGGCGCUGGCGGAAGCUGCCGAGCGAGCGAGGAUCGAGGCAGAACGAGUAAUUGCUGAGGCCAAAGCAAAAGCAGAAAAGGAAGCAGCCGAAGCAGCGGCAAGGAAGGCAGCUCAACCGGAUAGUGACUUGGAAGAUUGGGAAGUCGCGGCUGCAGAAUCGGACGACGACCUAAAGGAAAGUUGGGAUGCCGACUCUGAUGAAGAAAGAGAGAAGGCGGCGGCGAAAAAAGCUGCAGCACAACAGAAAGGGAUACCAGUCAGCGGGAAGAAAGAUGAGUCAGAGUCCGAGUCAGAUGAAGAUUCAGAAGAUGACGAAUCAUCUGAAGACGAGGAAGCUACUGCCGCGCAGGCGGCUGCUCUCGCGCGGAAGAAAGAGGCUGCUGAUCGAAGAGAGAAAGCCCACGAAGCUGCAAUGGCUGCGAGAUCCAAAGACAACCUUCGUUCACCUAUUUGCUGUAUUCUUGGCCACGUCGAUACCGGAAAGACAAAGCUGCUCGACAAGAUCCGGCAAACCAAUGUCCAAGAGGGUGAAGCAGGUGGAAUUACGCAACAAAUUGGUGCAACUUACUUUCCUGUAGAAGCGAUCAGAACCAAAACUGCUGUAGUCAAUCGUGACAAUAGCUUUGAUUUCAAAGUCCCUGGUCUGCUGGUUAUCGAUACGCCCGGUCACGAAUCUUUCUCAAAUUUGCGUUCUCGUGGAUCGUCUCUAUGUAAUAUUGCUAUCCUUGUUGUCGAUAUUAUGCACGGAUUGGAGCCUCAAACUCUCGAGUCGAUGAAACUCCUCCGAGACCGAAAAACACCAUUCAUUGUCGCUCUCAACAAGAUCGAUCGUCUUUACGGAUGGAAGAAGGUUGACAAUAAUGGGUUCCAAGAAAGUUUAGCCUUACAGAAUAAGGGCGUACAGAAUGAAUUCGCGAAACGUCUCGCUGAUACAAAGGUCGCUUUCGCCGAACAAGGUUUCAAUUCGGAGCUUUAUUAUGAGAACAAGUCAAUGGCCAAAGUCGUCUCCUUGGUGCCAACCUCAGCACAUACUGGAGAGGGUAUUCCGGACAUGUUGAAGCUUAUCCUCCAACUUACCCAAGAAAAAAUGGUUGGGUCUCUCAUGUAUCUCUCAGAGGUCCAGUGUACUGUUUUGGAAGUUAAAGCCAUCGAAGGAUUCGGAAUGACUAUCGACGUCAUUUUGUCUAACGGUAUUCUUCGAGAGGGUGAUAAGAUUUGCUUGUGUGGUGUUGAUGGCGCUAUCACAACCAACGUAAGAGCACUUCUAACGCCAGCGCCGCUAAAGGAGCUUCGUCUCAAGUCUCAAUAUGUACACAACAAGGAAGUCAAAGCUGCUUUGGGUGUUAAAAUCAGUGCACCAAAUCUUGAAGGUGCCAUUGCUGGCUCGAGGUUAAUGGUGAUUGGGCCGGAUGACGACGAGUCAGAUAUUGAAGCAGAAGUUGAGUCUGAUCUCGGCGCUCUCUUCAGUCGUGUAGAAAAAUCCGGACGUGGUGUCACAGUUCAGGCUUCAACUUUGGGUUCUUUGGAAGCUUUGUUGGAUUUCUUGAAGGUCUCCAAGAUUCCUGUUGCUAACGUUGGUAUUGGUCCUGUCUUCAAGCGAGAUGUUAUGAACUGCGGAACCAUGCUUGAGAAGAACAAGGAGUAUGCCGUCAUGCUCUGCUUUGAUGUUAAGAUUGACAAGGAAGCCCAACAGUACGCUGAUGAACAAGGGAUUAAAAUUUUCACUGCCGACAUCAUUUACCAUCUCUUUGAUGCAUUUACUCAACACAUGGCAGUCAUCGCAGAGAAAAAGAAGGAGGACUCAAAGCUAUUAGCCGUCUUCCCUUGUGUUCUAGCACCUGUUGCGGUUUUCAACAAGGUCGGCCCUAUUUUGGUUGGAGUUGAUGUUGUCGAAGGAAAUCUGCGAAUGCACACACCAAUCGCGGCUGUUCGGUCAAAUCCAGUAACAGGACUAAAGGAGAUCGUCAAGCUUGGCAGAGUUACCUCAAUCGAGCGUGACCACAAACAGCUUCAAAUUUGCAAAAAGGGUCAACCUUCCGUUGCCGUCAAAAUCGAAAUGGGUGCCCAUCAGCCCAGUUACGGACGUCACCUCGAUGAGAAAGACACUCUCUACUCACUAAUCAGCAGACCAAGUAUCGAUACUCUGAAAGAAUUUUACCGAUCGGACGUCUCUAACGAUGAGUGGAAUCUUAUCAAGAAGCUCAAGCCGUUGUUUGAUAUUCCUUAG
This is a messenger RNA of Glarea lozoyensis ATCC 20868, 3177 nucleotides long. Its product is annotated as P-loop containing nucleoside triphosphate hydrolase. The record is from RefSeq and is a predicted model, not a curated record. Lineage: Eukaryota; Fungi; Ascomycota; Leotiomycetes; Helotiales; Helotiaceae. The coding region runs from base 1 to 3177 and encodes 1058 amino acids. The transcript has 4 exons. Gene Ontology annotation, molecular function: translation initiation factor activity; GTPase activity; GTP binding.